GUUUUGGCACUUGGUCAGACUGCAAUGAGCGCAAUAAAAGCAAUGGACCGCCCAACCAGCUUGUCGUCUGCUUUGUAUCUCGUUUGGAGACUCUGCUCCACGGGACAGUCCAGCGAAUGUGAAAAGCGCUGUUUUUGGCAUACAUUUUGUGUUGACAAAGAGCUCGGUAUGAUGACGUCAGUUCCCGCAGCACUCAGGAACAAACUACGCAGAUAAAAAGAACAAUGGGCACGGAGGUGGAAGAGCACCGCGGAAACGGCACCCUCCCCAAGGGCGUCUAUCGCUCUCGCAUCCCCUAUUGGCGUAUGCUGAUCGAUCAAGGUGCCAUCAAUGAAGAGAUCCUGGACUUUGAGUACCCCGGCAGUGGCACCGAGGAGGAUCCUUAUGUGGUCUCCUGGAUUCCCAAUGAUUGUCGCAAUCCGAUGCUGUUCAGCACCGCCCGCAAGAUCACCAUCACUCUGAUCGUCGCCUUUUCCACCCUUACGGUCUCUCUGACAUCAUCCACCUAUAGCGGCAGCACCAAAGAGAUUGUUGAGGAUCUCCAUGUCAGCAGCGAAGUAGCCACCAUCGGCCUGGCCCUGUUCGUGCUGGGAUUCGCGGUCGGCCCAAUCUUCUGGGCCCCGGUGAGCGAAGUGUUCGGCCGCCAAACCCCGUUUAUGGUGAGUUUCUUCGCCAUGACGGCCUUCUCCGCGGGAUGUGCUGGAGCACAAAACAUCUGGACGCUGUGUAUCCUGCGAUUUUUUGCUGGUUCGUUUGGGUCGUCACCGUUUACCAAUGCGGGGGGCACCAUUUCGGACAUGUUUGCCGCCCGCCAACGCGGCUUAGCCCUAAGUCUGUACGCCGCCGCCCCCUUCCUCGGGCCAGCGCUGGGGCCCAUCAUCGGCGGCUUCUUGGGCAUGUCUGCCGGCUGGCGCUGGGUGGAGGGCUUUUUAGCGCUUUUGGCUGCCUUGGUCUGGGUGCUGUUGGCGCUCUUCAUCCCGGAGACCUACGCCCCCGUGCUCCUGCGCCAACGCGCCCUGCGACUGUCGGCUCUGACCGGACGGGUCUACCGCAGCAAAAUCGAGCUGGACAAGGGCCGAGUUUCGCUCCUCCGACUGCUGAAGAACACCCUCUCGCGACCGUGGGUGCUUCUCUUCCGCGAGCCUAUCGUCCUGCUCUUCGCCCUCUAUGUCGCCAUCGUCUACGGCACCCUGUACAUGUUCUUCUCCGCUUUCCCGAUCGUCUACGAGGACAUCCGCGGCUGGAACCCGGGCGUGGGUGGCCUCGCCUUCCUGGGCAUCAUGGUAGGCAUGAUCCUCGGCAUCUGCGUCACGAUCCCGGCGAACCUCCAUUUCAUCAGCGUUCAAGACCGGCACGGCGGGUUCGCGCCCCCCGAGGCCCGCCUCGUGCAGUGCAUGCCCGGCGCGCUCGCCAUCCCUAUCAGCCAGUUCUGGUUCGCCUGGACCGAUGGCCCCUCCAUCCACUGGAGCGUCAGCAUCGUCGCGACCGCCCCCUUCGGCUUCGGCGUCAUCCUGAUCUAUCUGGGGGUGAUGAACUACCUCAUCGACUCGUACACCAUCUACGCCGCCUCGGUGCUGGCCGCCAACACGGUCCUGCGGUCUGUUUUCGGGGCCGUCUUCCCCAUCCUCGCCCCCUACAUGUACCGCGGCGCGGGCAUCCACUGGGCUGCCUCCAUCUCGGCGUUCCUGUCGCUGCUGUGCAUGCCGGCUCCGUUUCUGUUUUAUCGGUAUGGGGCGGCGAUCCGCAGAAAGUGCAAGUUCGCGGCCGAGUCGGAUCGCUAUCUGCGCUCGCUGCAGGAGCAUGCGGCGAAAAAGGCCCAGGUGGUCGAGACGCAGCGGCCGUGUCGUGCAUGCAUUGUCUGA
Aspergillus saccharolyticus JOP 1030-1 is the source of this 1862-nucleotide messenger RNA. RefSeq names its product MFS transporter. Gene Ontology annotation, molecular function: transmembrane transporter activity. The coding region runs from base 225 to 1862 and encodes 545 amino acids. The record is from RefSeq and is a predicted model, not a curated record. NCBI's taxonomy places the organism in Eukaryota, Fungi, Ascomycota, Eurotiomycetes, Eurotiales, Aspergillaceae. Gene Ontology annotation, biological process: transmembrane transport. The transcript is spliced from 2 exons.